GCAAAAAGCCAAAAACCCCAGAAGGGGAUGAUUCAUACUCACUGACACUGUAACCCGGGACGGAUAGAGGAAGGCAGAGAGCACAGUAAGAAGCGGCAACAAUGGAGAAAGCAAAGAAGAAGAGCACCGAUAACGACAACAACAAUAGCAAGCAAUCUUCGAAACCAGCUAUAACAGUCGAACAGUUUGUCUCAAUCAUGACUCCUCUGAUUGACUUGGAAAAGGAAGCUGAGAUUUCAGCUUCGGUGAGCUCCGCCGAGACGAGAAGUUUGGAUGCUGCUCAAAGGAAGGGAUCCACUAUUCUCAAUUUGAAGUGUGUAGAUAUUCAGACAGGGCUGAUGGGCAAGACUAUUCUCGAGUUCCAGUCCAAUAAAGAAGAUGUUCUUCCCCCUCAUAAGUUUGGCAACCAUGAUGUCGUUAUUUUGAAACCAAACAAGGCUGAUUUAGGCUCUCCUUCACUUGGACAAGGAGUAGUUUACCGACUCAAGGACUCAUCUAUCACUGUUGCUUUUGAUGAUAUUCCAGAAGAGGGAUUAAAUAGUCCAUUACGUCUUGAGAAAUUGACAAAUGAGGUGACAUAUCGCCGGAUGAAGGACACAUUAAUACAAUUGAGCAAAGGUGUUCAGAAAGGCCCUGCUUCUGACUUGGUUCCUGUUUUGUUUGGAGAGAGAUCACCGACAAUGUCUAAGAAGGAUGCCAAGUUCACCCUCUUCAAUCGCAAUCUUGAUCAUUCCCAGAAAGAUGCCAUUGCAAAGGCUCUUUCAUCCAAGGAUGUAUUUUUGCUGCAUGGACCUCCUGGAACGGGGAAGACAACAACUGUUGUUGAGAUCAUCUUACAAGAAGUGAAGCGGGGAUCAAAAAUUCUUGCUUGUGCUGCUUCAAACAUUGCUGUCGAUAACAUUGUUGAGCGGCUUGUUCCUCACAAAGUGAAGUUGGUGAGGUUGGGGCAUCCUGCUCGCUUACUCCCUCAAGUAUUAGACAGUGCUCUAGAUGCUCAGGUGCUUCGUGGUGAUAAUAGUGCACUUGCAAAUGACAUACGCAAGGAGAUGAAGGCUUUGAAUGGGAAGUUGUUAAAAGCUAAAGAUAAAAACACUAAGAGAGACAUUAGAAGAGAGCUCAAGACUCUUUCCAAGGAAGAGCGUAAAAGGCAACAACUAGCAGUGACUGAUGUAAUCAAGAAUUCAGAUGUGGUAUUAACAACCUUGACUGGCGCAUUGACCCACAAGUUGGACAACACUUCAUUUGAUCUAGUUAUAAUUGACGAAGCUGCCCAGGCACUUGAAAUAGCAUGCUGGAUUGCUCUACUGAAGGGUUCAAGGUGUAUAUUAGCUGGAGAUCACCUCCAGCUUCCUCCAACCAUUCAAAGUGUUGAGGCUGAGAAGAAAGGAUUAGGGAGAACCUUGUUUGAACGUAUUGCAGACUUGUAUGGGGAUGAAGUCAUGUCUAUGCUCACUGUCCAGUACCGCAUGCACGAACUUAUAAUGAACUGGUCAUCCAAAGAGCUUUACGACAGUAAGAUUGAAGCACAUGCUAGUGUUGCUCAGCAUAUGCUGUAUGAACUUGAGGAUGUGAAAACGUCAUCUUCAACAGAGUCAACCCUUGUUCUCAUAGACAUAGCUGGUUGUGACAUGGAAGAAAAAAAGGACGAGGAAGAUAGCACAUUGAAUGAGGGUGAAGCUGAGGUUGCUAUUACCCAUGCAAAAAGGCUUGUCCAAAGUGGGGUGCGAGCUUCUGAUAUUGGAAUAAUCACCCCUUAUGCAGCACAGGUUGUCUUGUUGAAAGUGUUGAGAAGCAAGGAAGAGAAGCUCAAAGAUAUGGAGAUCUCUACAGUUGAUGGUUUCCAAGGUCGAGAGAAAGAAGCCAUCAUCAUUUCAAUGGUGCGAUCAAACUCAAAGCAAGAGGUUGGAUUUCUGAGUGACCGUAGGAGAAUGAAUGUUGCCGUGACACGAGCAAGAAGACAAUGUUGUCUUGUCUGCGACACUGAGACUGUCAGUAGUGAUAAGUUUUUGAAGCGCUUGAUCGAGUACUUUGAAGAGCAUGGUGAAUAUUUAAGUGCUUCAGAAUAUGCACAUGAUUGAAUUCUUGAUUAGUUGAAGAAUAUGUACUGGCGGUAUGCUGAGAUUUGAAGAAAACCAGCUUACCCCUUGCUGCUGCCCCUUCAGAUGCAUUUUACCAGAUUUUGAAACAAAAUAGUUUCAUGUAUAAGUAACUCGUUCAUUUAUGAUGCUGGCUAUGAACUAUGAUACUCUUAUUAUCCAUGGCAUAUGAAACAUUGUGCUGCAAAUUUUGAAUUGAUGACUUGCAAUGCAAUCAUGCAAAAUUAUGUCUGAAUUUUCAUUUUGCUUAAGAAUUUGGUUCUUUACAUGGUGGGAAAUAGCUUGUGUGUUGUGCGUGUGCUUGUGGUGAAGCAGCUGACUUGAACCCGCAAAACCUUUCUACAAGGAUGCUCAUUGUGAGACCCAGUUGAAAAUCAGAAUCACCGCCAGAUCUAAUCUUGCACGGUGUAGAUUGCUGACAAAGGCUCACAGUGAUAGUUUCAUGGGUUGUGAUGUUAUUAAGUUCCAUAUAGACGGGGGAAAGCUGAGGUCAUCGUUGAUAUCAUGUAAGUAUAAGGUACUGGCGUCUACUGUUUGAUUAUCUUCUGUUCCUGGUAUUGCUUCCAGUGUGUCCCAAUUGUAGGUUUUGUCAGCAAAGACAUCGGCUUCACUGUCACCGAGUGAAGGUUCUGGUUCUGGUUCUGGCUCUGGCUCGGGGAAACAAUUGGACAAGUCUUGCAUGUCUGACUUAUCUUCUUUUUGAAGUAUUCCCAACUGCUGGAGGAAUUCGUUUAGAUCAAUCUGAGGCUUCUCUUCACGGUUUUCUAGUUUCUCCCCGGAUGAGAAGUCUGGUUCCUUCUCCGUUGUUUCUUGAUUAACCAACCCGGGUUGUUGUUCCAUCAUGUUGAGCAUCUCGCUUAUGGGGUCACUGGAAGAUGAGCUCGACGAAGAAGCAUGGCAGCUUGCUUCCGUUUUCUUCAAUUCCUGGAGCCGUUGGUGAAUGACGUGUACACUCGGCUGGGCGCUCAGGUUGAGCAACCCGGUGCUGGGAAACAGGGAAAUGAAGUUGGUGGACGGGAACCACUUGAACUUGUGCUGCGAUUUGUUGAUGAGUGGGUUGACGUUGGAUCUCAAGUGGGGAAGAUUGAGGUAAGCUUCCGGCCCAUACAGCCUCCUCGCAGCUUCAUCAUAAGCCAUGGCAGCCUCUUCGGCCGUCGCAAAAGACCCGAGCCAUAUCCUCGUCCUCUUCUUCGGCUCUCUGAUCUCUGCCACCCAUUUCCCCCAGGUCCGUUGUCUAACUCCCCGGUACUCGCACGUAGCGUUCUGGGGCCCGCCCUUCCCUCUUGCAGGGCCUUUCUUCCAUGGCUUCAGUGGGUUUCUUCUAUAGUUGUCCAUUGUUGGGUUGGAGUGAAGAAAAGAAGGCAGUGUAGUGUGUUAUGUGGAAGUGAUGAGUGUAGAGAAUGGAGUAGAAGGAGCGGGAUAUGUAUAGUGUGAUCUGAUCAGAUGAGUGUAUGUAGUUUUGGUGUAUAAAUGUAGUCACGUUUGUAUAUAGUUUUAGCGCCCAUGUGACCCACCGUUGCUGAAAAAUUUGCAUGCAUUGCAUGUUUAGACUCAGAAUGAGCUAUAGCUUCACUCUUGUGAUUGUU
This is a messenger RNA of Ipomoea triloba (trilobed morning glory), 3682 nucleotides long. Its product is annotated as DNA-binding protein SMUBP-2. Gene Ontology annotation, molecular function: RNA binding; ATP binding; DNA binding. The coding region runs from base 102 to 2078 and encodes 658 amino acids. The record is from RefSeq and is a predicted model, not a curated record. NCBI's taxonomy places the organism in Eukaryota, Viridiplantae, Streptophyta, Magnoliopsida, Solanales, Convolvulaceae. The transcript is spliced from 17 exons.